AUGCUGGGAGGGAAGAUGAAGGGGGAUGCGAGCAGCAUUAGCCCGCUGGUGUCCUUCGCGCUCGGCGCCGCCAUGGCCACCGUCUGCGUGCUCUUCUUCUUCUUCAUGUCCGCCAGCCCCGGCAACCGCCUCGUCGACAUCGCUGCAUGGAGCCGCAACAACGGCACCGCCGCCGCACAGCUCGAGCACCUGCGCUCCGUCGCAGACGCCGCCCGCAACGUCACCGCCGUGGCCGCCCCGGCCCCAUCCCCCGCCAAGCUGCAGGCGGCGUCGGAGUACGGCGACCUGGAGGAGGUGCUGGCGCGGGCGGCGAUGGCGGACCGGACGGUGAUCAUGACGCAGAUAAACGCGGCGUGGACGAAGCCGGGCUCGCUGCUGGACCUCUUCUUCGAGAGCUUCCGCACUGGCGAGGGCGGCGUGGCGCGGCUGCUGGGCCACCUCGUCAUCGUCACCAUGGACCCGGCGGCGUACGCGCAGUGCCAGCGCGUGCACCCGCACUGCUACUUUUUGAGGACGACCGGGGUCGACUACCGGUCCGAGAAGUUCUUCAUGAGCAAGGACUACCUGGAGAUGAUGUGGGCAAGGAACAAGUUCCAGCAGACCAUCGUCGAGCUCGGCUACAACUUCAUCUUCACGGACGUGGACGUGAUGUGGUUCCGCGACCCGUUCAAGCACAUCUCCAUGGGGGCGGACAUCGCCAUCUCCAGCGACUUCUUCAUCGGCGACCCCUACAGCCUCGGCAACUUCCCCAACGGCGGCUUCCUCUACGUGCGCUCCUGCCCCAACACCAUCCAGUUCUACCGCCACUGGCAGGCCGGGCGGUACCGCUUCUUCGGGAAGAACGAGCAGGACGUGUUCAACCUCAUCAAGCACGACAUGGUCGACAGGCUCGGCAUCGCCAUCCAGUUCCUCGACACCAAGUACAUCUCGGGCUUCUGUCAGCUCAGCAAGGACCUCAACAAGAUGUGCACGCUGCACGCCAACUGCUGCGUGGGGCUGGGCGCCAAGCUGCAUGAUCUGAGGAACGUGCUGGAUGUGUGGCGGAACUACACCGCCGCGCCGGUCGCGGAGAAGAGGGCCGGCAAGUUCCAGUGGAAGGUCCCCGGCAUAUGCAUCCAUUGA
Molecule: messenger RNA, 1122 nt
Organism: Lolium rigidum
Lineage: Eukaryota; Viridiplantae; Streptophyta; Magnoliopsida; Poales; Poaceae
Exons: 3
Coding region: 1-1122 (373 amino acids)
Source: RefSeq, a predicted model, not a curated record